Molecule: messenger RNA, 504 nt
Organism: Australozyma saopauloensis
Lineage: Eukaryota; Fungi; Ascomycota; Pichiomycetes; Serinales; Metschnikowiaceae
Gene: MRPL27
Product: mitochondrial 54S ribosomal protein mL41
Exons: 1
Coding region: 1-504 (167 amino acids)
Biological process (GO): translation
Cellular component (GO): mitochondrial large ribosomal subunit
Molecular function (GO): structural constituent of ribosome
Source: RefSeq, a predicted model, not a curated record
AUGAAGGCUUCGCAGGUGGCUAGCUUCCAGCUGACCAUGACGGCUGCUCUUAGGCGGCCUUGGUCUAUGAACAAAGAUGGUGCCAUCUGGUACGGUCAAUACAAAACUGGUUCCAAGAGACAUCCUUUGACCACCAAGCAAGGAAACAAGAACUUCUACAAAGGUACCGGUUCUGCCGGCUAUGGUAAAAUCAACUCUGCUGGUCAUUUCGUGAUUGAUUGGAAGAAGGUCCGUACAUACGUGGUUCCUGCCGAGUUGACCACCACCAAUCUCAAAUCGUUGGUUCUGCCUAAUACACCUCGUAUUCGUCAAAUUACCAGAGGCUACGACGAAGGCUUGGUAGACCCAGAACUCACCUGGAACAACAUCAAGAGCUUCAUUGAACACGGUGUCAACUAUAGUGACGACUUCGACUUGGAGAAGAACAACUACCUACAUGAGAUUGUGAACCCCAAGUUGGAUCAAAUCGAGGCGGAGGAGAGCCCUAUCAUCAAGAGGGAUUAG